GUCAGACAUAACCUCAAUACAUUACACCUGCUGUACCAAUUAAUUAUAAACAAUAAUUUGUAAAUAUAAUUGGAUUUUUUAAUUAAAAAACAGAACAGAUAAAAUAGGUGUUGUAAAUAAAUAAAUCAACAAUGAUAACGUCUAAAUAAUAUCUAUAAAUAACGAAUAAAGUAUAAAUAAUUAUUUUUAUAAAGUCACUCAGUAAUAAUGGCUGCAAUAAAGCAUACUCUACAACGAGAGAUAUUUACGCCCAAUGAUGAGAAAUUAUUGAGUGUUUGUUUUGUUAGUAAGGCAUAUAAAAAAAAGAAGACGAGUUUUUUGUGUUUAGUAACAACAACUGAUACUCCAGGAACACUGAUUAUUUACCAAAUAAAAAAAAAUGAUAAAAAUGUAUAUAAAAAGAAACAAUCAUGGUUACUCAAUGAUAUCCAAGUGGUUGAUGGACUUAAGAACAAUUCUAUGGACAUGGAGUUACAUAUUGACAAAAUUUAUCGUUGGUUUGUUGCUACACAACAAGAACGGAGAACAUUUAUCAGUAAUUUGUACACAUAUUCUUGUAAUUUACCACAGAGACCAGAGUUUAAAAAUGUUCCUAAAGAAUGGUUGAACGAUCCUGUCAUUUCUACUGAACGAGAUAACAUUUCUCUAACACCAGAUCUUUUAACACCAGCCAUAUCACUUGAUUACCAGCCAAUAACCGACAAAGAAGCAUCUGACCUAGAAACUCUAAUGUCUGGCUGUGACUACGCAAUAUCAAACGCCGAGCUUUUCAUGGAGACCCUAGCAAAGGACCUGUCUAUCCUCGAUGGCGAGAAUGUUCAAUCAGUUUUAGCUUCUGAGCCUCAAGUAACCCAACUAAUGAAAGGAAUAGAAGCAGCCAUUGAAGAAGCAUCUCAAGUUGAAGCUCGUCUUGUAGUUUAUGACGAAGCUCUUGGGCGAAUUCGUGAAGUAAUGGCUCGUGUGGGACAGAAGAAUCAAGCGAUUCAUACAGCUAAUCACAACACUCGGCUUCUCCACCAACAAUUAGACCAGGUGAUAAAGCAACUAGACAUUUCUGAUGAUCAUUUGAAAAUCCUCAAUGAAGCAGAGCUUCCUAGUGGACAUGCUGAGUUGAUAGUCGCUGGUACUGUGCUUCUAAAAGCAAUUACAGCACCACUGCCACCAGGCCUAGACAAACUAAGUGCUGUGUCUGAGCAGAAAAGAAGACUAGAAAAAUUGAAAGCUAAGUUUUCACAAUUGGUAGCUCGACAUCUGAAUAAUCUUUUCAUUCAUCUGGGUAAUGAUGUUGGAGAUACGAUGUCGACGUCUGAGUUGAUCCUUCCGAUGCAUUCAUCAGUCCAUCGAGAACUGGAGCCAUACACGGAGUUGAUGCAGCUGCUGAGGUCUCUAGAUAACAAAGCUUUUGUGCAAUUAACAAAAGUCUACACAAAUGCCAUGGGAAAGUUGUAUCAACGAGACUUGAAAUCCUUCUUUGAAGAAGCCAAGUCGUGUUUGAUAAACACCAGGACGCAUUCUAAUGUAUCAAAGUCCAGUGGACAAAAGAAGGAUGAUGAUCCAAUCACUCCAGCGCCAAUGUGGUUACUAAGUCAUGAAGCUCCGCUACCACAAAACGAUGGUGUGCUGCUAGAUUCUAUAUUGGAUCGAGUAUUAUCACAAUUGCAGCCAAUAUGUCUUGCUGAACAGGCUUUUUGUGUGACAUUUUUCCAAUUAGACCUUGCAUUAUCUCCUUCUAAAGCUCCUGGAGAUGAUUCCGAUCAACAGAAUGACAAUUCAAGUAACGGCGCUGUGAGUCCUGGCUCUGUUUCAUCAACUGCUAGCAAAAAAUUAGAAAGACAAGUCAAUGAAGAAGUGAGAGCGACAAUGGCUGCUAUUUUUCCAUCACUUGAAAGUGAAUUGAAUAAUUUUAUUUCCUUCCUGGAUAAAAUUGAUUGCUUCUGGGUUAUGUAUGUACUAGUCAGGCUCUCACAACAUGUCAUGUCUGCUCAAGACACUGGAUCUUUUCUCUCUAUGACCUUUGCAUCCUCUUUGGUUCAAGUCAAGAGAGCCUUUGAUAAAUUUAUGCAGAUGCAACAGCAGUCCAUAUUAAAAGACACCAAAGUCAAUCGAAGAAAUAAAUGUGGAAUUUUGCCUUAUGUUGAGAAUUUUGGUAUUUUUGCUAGGAUUGCUGAUAAGAUCUUCAAGAAUUCUGAUAGAAGAAUUGACUUGGAGAAGUGGUAUACUAAAUUAGUUGGAACUAUGUUUGAAGCUAUUAUGAAUCAUAGUGGUGAACAUCACAAAACGCCACAGGAAGUUAUCAAGAUGGAAAACUUCCAUCAUCUUUACGACUUGUUGUCCCAAUUAAAAAUUCCUGUAUUGGACCACGAGAGAAAGGAAGCCAAACAAAAGUAUCAAGAUGCUUUAAAGGCGUAUGUGAUUCAAUAUUUUGGUCGUCCAUUAGAGAAAUUGAAUUUAUUUUUUGAAGGUGUACAAGCUAAAGUAGGUUCAGGAGUAAAAGAAUCUGAAAUAAGCUAUCAAAUGGCUUUCAGUAAACAAGAGCUACGUCGUGUUGUUAAAGAAUAUCCAGCAAAAGAGGUGAAGAAGGGCUUAGAAAAUCUCUAUCGCAAAGUAGAAAAACAUCUUUGUGAGGAAGAAAAUUUAUUACAGGUAGUUUGGCGAGAAAUGCAAGGAGAGUUCAUAGCUCAAUAUAUUUAUAUUGAGGAAUCAAUUCAACGAUGUUAUCCAGAUAGUAUGAUUACUCUGGAAUUUACUAUUCAGAAUAUUCUGGAAUUCUUCUCUGAAAUUGCAAGAUCACACUAGAUAUUAUAAAACUGUUGAACAAAUAAAUUAUCGAUUAAUAAUUUUCAAAACAA
Messenger RNA from Chelonus insularis, 2849 nucleotides. RefSeq names its product exocyst complex component Sec3 (gene Sec3). The record is from RefSeq and is a predicted model, not a curated record. The transcript has 6 exons. The coding region runs from base 208 to 2796 and encodes 862 amino acids. Gene Ontology annotation, molecular function: phosphatidylinositol-4,5-bisphosphate binding. Gene Ontology annotation, cellular component: plasma membrane; exocyst. Gene Ontology annotation, biological process: exocytosis; Golgi to plasma membrane transport. NCBI's taxonomy places the organism in Eukaryota, Metazoa, Arthropoda, Insecta, Hymenoptera, Braconidae.